GUGAGGCGUUCACUGCGCUGUGCUGUCGGUGAGCGGGGAUUGUUCAGUGUGACCUGUGAGGCGUUCACUGCGCUGUGCUGUCGGUGAGCGGGGAUUGUUCAGUGUGACCUGUGAGGCGUUCACUGCGCUGUGCUGUCGGUGAGCGGGGAUUGUUCAGUGUGACCUGUGAGGCGUUCAGAGCGCCGUGACGCUGUCGGUGAGCUUUGAGGCGUUCAGAGCGCGGUGAGAGUGUCGGUGAGCAGCGCGUCCGUCGUUCCCACAGAAAAGCAGCCAGAGGAGGAGAAAGUUCUCCUGUGCUGGAGGAGGAGGAGGCGUAGAGGAGCAGCAGUGAAACUGUUUUCAAGCUCCAACGAGGUUGCUAUGGUGAACAGCAGGGCAGAGGCGCCCACUGUGACUGUAAUGGGUGGUGGUGAGGGGAGGUCCUGUGCAGGAUGUGGAGGUCGAAUCGCAGACCGCUUCCUCCUCUUCUCCAUGGAGCGCUACUGGCACACGCGCUGUCUGAAGUGUUCCUGCUGCCAGGCUCAGCUGGGCGAGUACAGCAGCACCUGCUACAGCAAAGGAGGCAUGAUCCUCUGCAAGAAUGACUACAUCAGACUGUUUGGACACAGUGGAGCCUGCAGUUCUUGUGGACAGUCCAUCCCUGCCAGUGAGAUGGUGAUGAGAGCACAAGGCAACGUUUACCACCUGAAGUGUUUUACCUGUGCAACCUGCAGAAACCGGCUGGUCCCUGGUGAUCGCUUCCACUACAUCAAUGGGACGAUCUUCUGUGAACACGACAGGCCGGGAGGAGGCCUACUCAGCACUCACCCGGCACCACUGCAGGCCAACAACAUGAUGACUGAUCAGAAGGUCUGCUGAGGAACAUCAGAGGAACACCAGAGGAACGGAGAUGUGUGCCUUCUUCCCCACCCGCUGUUUGUCCGACUCUUCAUCACGUUUUCCUGAAUGUAAAACCUGCAGCUGCUCCGUAUGAGUUGAUCUUGCUCCUUUUGGAGGUCGAUAAUAGUACACCAUGAAGUCAUUCAUUGUGUGAUUUCUACGUCCCAAAAAACUCAGAAUUUGGAGGAGUGAGAUCUUGUCCAGUGCUUCAUGGACGGGUGGAGGAUGCUGGAGGACUUUUGUGUGUGUCUCAGACAGUCACAGCAAAGCAGACAUGCUGUAGUGUUCCCUCCACAUGGAGAGGAGCUGUGGGCUGGAGGACUAAUGUGGCCUCUCAUGUGCUUCUCGUUGCUGCAUGUUUCUCUCAGUCACAGAGAACGUAGCAGAAACACGUCUUAUGGAACAAAAAAGACAUUUUCUCUGUGUGACUGCAGAAAACACUUCAGUUUGUCUUUUUGGUAUUUGCAGACCUCCAGCCAGGCCGAAAACAUCUCCAGGGCUCCAACACAAAAAACGUCUAUUCUGGAAUCCUGGACAGAUCAAACAUUUCCCACCAGCUUUCGUAAUUUUUUGUUCUUCAUCCUGUGGACAAUCCCACAAACAGCUGUGGCUGAACAUGUGACCUCGCUGGCACAGUUUGCCUCUGACUCCGUCAUGAAGGAGCGCUCCAGUGGUGCUGCAUGAACUUCAAACUGCAUCAACGUUUUAACAGUUUUGUUUGUGAGGAAUUGAUGGUUUUUCUGCAAACCAAGAAUCAGUUACAAAAGAAGUGAACUCAAACUGACCUAAAAACAUGAUGUACUCAGAUUAUAAAGCAGCCUUUAUUUAUUCAAGACGUUUGUACAACAGUUGAGUUUAAAGCUGAUUUUUAUUGAUCUUCAGGCUGGUUGUCUGUUGGAUUUAUAAUCUCAACACUCGUGUUUGUGUGGAACAAAUAUGAACACUUUGUCUCCUCAUGAAUUCCUUUCUCUGUUAAAAUCUGUAGCCUGGGGGCUUCUUUUUAAUGAGUCAUGGUGCCAUGAUCCAGUGGUGGGCACAGUUCCGCUAAUCCGCUAACCGCUAAUUAUCGAAGCUAAUGUUUUAAUUAUUGGAUUAGCUUUUCAAACAAAGAGACAGAGGUGGUGAUUGAUUGUUUAGGUUUGUGAUUGUGGUGCUUUUGAAAGUUAGCUGUAGCUUCCAAUAAAUUUUUGGGUUGUUUAUCGGUUUAGCUUUAUAUAAGAUAACUUUUCAGUUAGCUGAUUAGCUGUUAUUGAAGCUAACUUUUUGGUUAGCUGUGCCCACCGCUGCCAAGAUCCUACGACAGCGUGUUCGGCUCACGGGGGGAAAACCAAUCACAGGUCAACCGUUACCAAAAGCUGUAAAUUACAACCCCAAAACAGAAAAAAAAAUGGAACAAUAUGAUAAAUGCAGGAAAAAAACUGAUUCUUAUGUUCACUUUGACUUCUGUUUCAUCAGACAGUUUGAACUCAAGACCUACUGGUCAACCAAGGAAAAACAUUUUGCCUGGAGUCCUACUUCAGCAACAAACAACAUUUGGAGCGUAAUUUGGGGAGAACAUAACUUUUAUGCAAAGCAACCAAGAUAACUGGAACUUUGGGUCAGUACACAGACUGAAGUUUAAGUAGGAUUUAUUACAAUUUUUAUGGGUUCUGUUUUUUUUGGGGGGCGGGGGGUCACCCUGUAUUUGUUAAUAUUCAUCUAUUCCCACAUUUAAGGCUUCAAACACAUUCCAAGAGAAAAAAGAUGGGAGGGGUCAGUUUAUUCUAAAUAAAAGGAUUAAAUUGUCAAUUUUACAAGUCAUGUGAUGAACACAUGAACAAUCACUGAGUACCGUACGUGUUGCACUUCAUUUACAUCAAACAUUAACAAAUACAAUGUGGUGUUGUGUGGUAAAUCAGUGUCAAGUAGGCACCUGUCAAAAAUUGAGUGCCCAUGAUGGAAGGAGUCUAAUGAGGGAAGCCACCAAGAAAGAAUUACAGGCUUCUGUGGAUGUGAGUGGAGAAACUGGGAAUGGUGCAGCAUUUGUCUGUUGUGUCCCCGUUCACAACUUUAUAUUGGCGUGGAGUCGAGAAAGAGUAUAACAGAUCUAGUCUAGGCUCAGGUUUCGCAUAGCUUUUGGGAAACUACCACUGAAAUUUUUGCAUGUUCCUUUUAAUAAAAUCCUUCUCUGUACCACUUCAUCAUGACGCUGUGUAACUGGUGAAGCAACAGACAAAAGCUUCAACAACAUCCACAACAGCCUUUAACUCCUUCAGAUUAGUCUGUGUGUCUUAGUGGCUUCCCUCACUUGUCUUCUUCCAGCAUGGUCACUCAGUUUUUCAGAACUGCCUAUUUACCGCAAAGCACCGCACUGAUUUUAUUUCUUAAUGAAAUGUUCCUGUCUUUGUUCCUUCACUUGUCUCAAGAAAACUGGCUGUAAAAGUGAUUCUUUAAUCCCAACUUUUUUUUUUAAAUGUGUCACAGGUUUUAAAUGCAGGAAUGGUUGUAUUUUAAUAAAUAAGAAGUUGAACACACAAAAAAAUCUUGUGUUCAUAUGAAAUAGAUGUCAAAGUAAAUAUAAGAAUAUCUGUGUGAUUAUUUUUUGGUUGUUUCUUUUAAUUUGCAUUUUCAAUGUCUCUAGUUUUUCUGAUUUGUGGUUGUAUGAUUUUAAUUUAAAACAAAAAAGUUUUAUUACACAUUGUUUUGAGAACAGUCAUAAUUAGUUGCAGUAGUUGGAGCCCUAAAGCGUUUUCUUUUUUGUCACAUGUAACUGGAUUGUAUUCCGCUGCAGUUACCCGAAGAUGAAAAAGGAUCAUUUCUGUGCACUUUGGUGGAAUGUCAGUGGGAAGCUUGUUGAAGGCUCUGAGUGCUUCGAAAUCCUGCCUCACAGUAAAAAAAAAAAAAAGACAUUUGGUUUCCGCCAAGCCUGAUUCCUUUCUGUGUGCAGUUUCUUCUCUCUG
Molecule: messenger RNA, 3818 nt
Organism: Thalassophryne amazonica
Lineage: Eukaryota; Metazoa; Chordata; Actinopteri; Batrachoidiformes; Batrachoididae
Gene: lmo4la
Product: LIM domain only 4a
Exons: 5
Coding region: 361-858 (165 amino acids)
Source: RefSeq, a predicted model, not a curated record